UCCUCUUCCUCUCUUCCGUCCGUCGAUCAUUUUGCUAUUUUUUUUCCUCGCGAACCUUUUUCUUUGGUGCAGCCUCCUCCAUUUUCUUCUUCGUGUGUGUGAUCGAUGCGCUCUCAUCCAUGGCUUUGAUCGAGUUCGUCAACAGUGUGCUUUGUUUCUAUUUGGCGUUCUGGAGCUCUGGUUUCGUUUUGUAGUCGAAGUUCUUAAAGUGGAUGAUAAAUUUGAUGAAGGACGGGGAGGCCUGUUGAAAAGAGGCUUUUUGCCCCAAGAGAAGAUGCUAAUUUGAACCUAAGAGGAUGGAUGAACUCCGUUCUGAUGACGUCAUUAACGAGUUGGAGGUUUUGCGGGGGCGAAAACAUUCAUCAGCAUAUGCUAUAACUAUGAACAUUAUGAAACAAGACAAUGAUGCUUCAUUGAGAGAAUUCAUGAAGAUGUCACUUGAAGGAAUUUCCUGGGCUGAAAAUAUAUGCCAAAGAGUUGAAGAUAUCUGCACAGAGAAUAAUAUGGUUCAGAACCCUGAAAAAUAUGUCAAUGCGGUAGGUGAACACUUCAAAAAGGUUAUUCAUACUGUUGUAGAUAACUUGUGCGACCAUGCUGAUGAUGUUAUAGAACUGUUUUCUGAAUUAACUUCGGGGCAUGCUUCCUUGGUUAAGAAAUCUGGAAAAAUGGGUGAAGCAGGUGAUUUUUUAAAUGAAAAGCCCUUUGCUUAUAUUUGCGAAAAAGAAGCUGCAUUCAUGGAAACUUCAUCUUUGGAACAUGAUUCGGUGCCUAAAGUAGUGGGAAAUUUAGGGCCAGGAUCUAAAAAGAGUAUCUCUGACGGGAGUGUUUUUACUAGUGGUAAGCUGGAUAAAGAUUUUUCUUCCACAGUGGAUUCACUUUUAGAGCAUGGAGAUGGUACAGUGAUACAUGAAACAUCAAGGAUAGAGAUUGAUGAGAGCGAUUCCCUUGAAACAUGCGCUGCUGUUGGGUUUGAACAAGAAGCAACGUCUGUUGAAGAUCUUAGUCAAGUUAAAUUACCAAGUGAGCCACAGUUUCUGAAUAAAAAGGAGGAUUCUGAUGUCAUGCUUUCAGAAACUGAUAUAUUUGCAGCUGAAGGAUUGAAUUGCUCAACAGGGAAUUUCUGCAAUUUGAUUCCAUGCGAUGUUAAUUUGACAUCAUCUCCAUCUCUUACAGAAGCCAAUUCAUCCAUUUCCUGUAAAAUAAAUGCUACUAGCGAGCCAUCUCCAUCCUAUUCUCUUUGUAGUUUGGAUUUAGAACCUCAGGAAGCAUCAUGCCUAUCGGAAUGUAAUGGAAGCAAACUUACAUCGGGGAAUGGACAUAGAGGGAGAGAAAUCUCUUCGACACACGAAAAUUUAAACAUAUGUAGCAGGGAAGAGUUUUGCAAUUCGUCUAUUUUUAGUCUGAAGGAUGAAGACUUGAACGAAUUUGAGGAUGUAAAACUCGAAGAUGAUUUUGAAGCUGUAAAAGCUGAGAAUGACUGGGAUGACAUGUUAAAGGCUGAAAUUGCCUUGAUUUCAUCUCUGGCAGCAAAAAAAGAGUCAUCCAAGAAAAAACUGAAGAAAAUGCUUACUUCCAGAUGGAGACCAUCUAGGGGUAGUAAGCUGGUGACUUUCCAGACUGAUCUGCAUUCAAAGACAUCCUUAGACUCUGAUUGGGAACUAUUGUAAAACAACUGAUAUAAUGUUUACUAAUAAUUUGCACUGAAGCCUGGUAAGCUUUUCAAGUCUGUAUUUGAAUGUAUGGAGUAGCAGGAUGAACUUAAUAUAUAAGCUUGCGCCUAUUCAUGGCCAAGGCUCAGAAGUUGUUCACUUCACUCUGGUAAUCCGGUAACCUCUAUGCCCUCCUAUCCUGGUUUAUCUUCUUUUACAUGUAAAGAGGCAUGAAUUUAAUGUUAUAAAAAAAGAAGAAUGUAAUUUAUUCUUGCUGAUGUAAAACUUAAAUCAGCAUAAAAUCAGCAUAUUUUAAUGAUUUGCAUUGAACCA
Phalaenopsis equestris is the source of this 1982-nucleotide messenger RNA. RefSeq lists its product as uncharacterized. The transcript has 6 exons. NCBI's taxonomy places the organism in Eukaryota, Viridiplantae, Streptophyta, Magnoliopsida, Asparagales, Orchidaceae. The record is from RefSeq and is a predicted model, not a curated record. Bases 297 to 1667 code for a protein of 456 amino acids.